Molecule: messenger RNA, 1234 nt
Organism: Lotus japonicus
Lineage: Eukaryota; Viridiplantae; Streptophyta; Magnoliopsida; Fabales; Fabaceae
Exons: 4
Coding region: 367-1047 (226 amino acids)
Source: RefSeq, a predicted model, not a curated record
UUUUCAUUCCCGCGAUAAAAGGGGUGUAAAAUCAAGGAUGCAGUUUGUUUUCUGAGAAUUUUCCGCAUUUUUCUCCCCACGAAUCACGAUCGAUAACUCCCUCCCUCCAUUCCCAGCGCUGUAUUUAUUCUCGCCUCCAUUUACAGCAUCAUUCAUGAUCUUCGCUCUUCUCCUCAGUUCGCUUCAUUUCAGAUUUCUAGCAAAGAAGCUAUUGAAAUUGCAAAACUUGUUGGAUAAAAAGAAGGUUUGCUGUUUACAUUUGAAGAAGAGCAAGAGAAUACUAAGGAAGAGUAAAAGUAAGAGAGCUUUUCAUACCAAGUACUAAAGAGCAUUCUCUGAGGAGGAGCUUAGUCCAUUUAAGAAUUGAUGGAACCACAAGAAAGGAAGAAGAGGAUGUUAGUAAUAUUAAUAUUACAUUUACAGAUGUUGAAUUGCUUUACUUUGUUGAUAAUGGUUAUAUGCUACCUUGUUCUAAGUAGGCGCUUGAAAAAACGAAAAAGAUCAAGAGAUUGUGACGAAAGAAGGUUGAAAAUAGCAUUCAGGAAAGAUAAGGCUCGUGCUCAUGCAGAAAGUUCAGAUGAGGGUGACUUUGGACUAAAUCUGAAUGAUGAUGAAACCAUUGAGUCACCAUACCCAAAAACACCUACUUAUAACACGGCUAAAGUAGCAAGGCUUAUGGAUCAAUCACACUCUGAUGCUUCUUUAUCUGGAGGUGGGAAGAAAAGGGUCAAGUAUGAUGGUGAUGAUGAUGAGGUUUCUGAAAGCUUGAUCACUUCAUUGAACAAAUUGGGUGAGGUUUAUGCUCAAGCUGCUGAAAGUAUUCAACAACUGACAUCUUGUUUUAUACAUCAGAAACAGACAGCUGAUCGGAGAAAUCAAGUUGCCUCCGUUUUAGAAGAAAUAGAGGGAUUAUCUACAACAGAAAUGAUAAGGGCAGCUAUUUUGAUCACCAGCAAUGACAAUCUAUGUGACUGCUUUUUUACUAUGGAUACUCUGGAAAUGAAGAAGCAAUUUGUGGACAUUGUUUUAAAUAACAAUGAUGCUUGAAAUAACUUAGAAUGUCUAAUGCUUUGAAUCUACAUAGUAGGAAACUUAUGUAGGAAUUGUAUUUGCUGCCAUUAUUAUUUCACAGUAUUAUUUGUAGUUUUGGUAGAGGGACAAGUCUUUAUUAAGGUAGACUAUAUAUGCAAACUUUAUUAGACAAAUUUUCUUUGAGUAAUAAUUUUCCAAUGUU